Molecule: messenger RNA, 3306 nt
Organism: Lingula anatina
Lineage: Eukaryota; Metazoa; Brachiopoda; Lingulata; Lingulida; Lingulidae
Product: hormone-sensitive lipase
Biological process (GO): cholesterol metabolic process; triglyceride catabolic process
Cellular component (GO): cytosol
Molecular function (GO): sterol ester esterase activity; triacylglycerol lipase activity
Source: RefSeq, a predicted model, not a curated record
CAAGAAGAUGACGAAAAUUUCAGACGAGCGCUCUCUAAUCUCUUCAGGGACAUCAGAUCUGAAGCUUUCAGCAAUAUGGAGUACUUUGAAGGCCAUAAACAUCAUAACCAUGAUAAAUUUUACAAAAUGUUUUGCACUUUAUUGGAGCACCUGGACUCUGACAGCGGGGUUGAUCAAUUUCUGGAUCGACUCUUACAAGACAUGCAUACUUACGACUAUGACGAAUUCACGCCAGCGAACGGCUACAGAAGCAUCAUCAAAGUCCUUCACAAGUGCUGUGUGCACAUCCUAGUACUUUGUAGGUACAUAUCAGUAAACAAGGGAUCUUUCUUGUUUCGUUGUGGACACUAUAGCCGAGAACUGUCUGCAUACGUGAACUGUCUAGGACAGAUCCGGGCAGCAAUGUUUUAUGCGGUAAAGCUUAUGGGGUAUUGUGAAGUUGGGGAGUUAUUCAGUGAUGAUAACAAGUUCCGUGGGAAUGAGACUGCUGAGAGACUCAUGGCUGAGUCGGAGUGCAUAGACGCUCAGUAUUUUUAUGGGCGGUGCCUAGGAUUUCAGUAUUGUGAGUCCAUGCUAAGACCUUUCCAAGUACUUCACAUCACAAUGGCUGUGUACAGUGAGCUUUACAAACAGGACAAGUCUAAGCUAGGAAAGCUGACUGGUUCAAUCCUCAGUGGUGGGAAAUAUUUACUGAACCCUGACCUGAGGGGUAAACAGGUGUCUGUGACAACUAAGACUGAGGACAUCAGGUUCUGUAAGGGGUUCUGGGGGCUGGCUGAGACACAGAUGAUGCACACAUUACCAGACUAUGUCUGUCCCUCUGUACAAGUCAACGAGGUGCUCCUGAUCCCAGCCAAAGCUGUAGACAUUCCCAAGUCUCAGAGCAUUGGUCAUGUGACCAUCCACCCCCCGCAGUCCCACCACGGCCCUGGUCCCGUCCAGGUGCGGCUGAUAUCACAGGUGUACAGAGAAGGACAGGAGUUGCUGUUGCCUUACCUCAAGGACCAAAAAGGAGGAAAAUUUGUAAACAACAGAAAAGUCCAGCCCAAGUCCCCGUAUCUCCUCAUACAGUGUCAUGGAGGAGGGUUCGUAGCUCAGAGCUCAAAAUCUCAUGAAACUUACCUCAGAGAGUGGGCAUGUGACCUUAAAGUGCCUCUGGUUGCCAUUGACUACUCCCUCGCCCCCGACAGCCCUUACCCCCGCGCCAUAGAGGAGUGCUUCUUUGCCUACGCAUGGAUACUGCAGAAUUGUCAUAUACUGGGUUCUACAGGAGAGAAGAUCUGUCUGGUUGGGGACAGUGCAGGUGGGAACCUCAUUCUCUCCACAGCUCUCUGGGCUGGGGAGAUUGGAAUACGUGUUCCAGACGGCCUGGUUGGAGCAUACGGCUGUUUUAUGGUCAGAUACUCACCCUCUCCCUCUAGAAUACUCAGUAUCAUGGAUCCUCUCAUUCCUGUGGGGAUGCUGACCAGGGUGCUAGGAGCUUAUGUGGGUGUAACUGAAGAAGAAAUUCUAGCAUCUCAGAAAAGUGCCUCUGAUCUGCUGAAGAAAUCCAAAGAUGGGAGGGAACCAGAGCCUGCUGAAGAGCCCUUACUUCAGCCCCAAGAUGAGCCACAAUCACAGUCUUGCAGUAAAUCUCUACAUGGCACUGAAAAAGAUUCAUCAAACAAAGGUGCACAAAUCAGAAUAGAAAGCAAAAAUCAAAUAGCAGACAAUGGAAAAAUAGCUCUUCACCGUUUGUGUGGUCCAACCGUGGUGGAUGUAGACAAAAAAUCAGGACAGGAAGAUUUGGGUGCCCCUCAUUUGACAGGUGCACCAGAUCUGACCUUGGAGAAACUUAAAGUGCACACAUCAUGUAAGAUUGACUCUCCCCACAGGAAGAGACUUCUUUCUGAGGUGGUGGAAAAUGAAGAGCUAGAGGAAACAACACCAGAACUUACUUUAACAGAGGAUGAAAUGGCCAGUGAUGUGAAAACAAAAACAGGGAAUGAAAAAAGGAUGUUUGACAUUGAUUUAGGUGAUCUUAAAAUUGAAGAUGUAAAAACAUCAGAAAAUGUGAGCCCAUUUGUCAGAAAAACUUCUUUGGAUAGUUUAGGUGACCCUGUUGACUUUUAUUCCUGCAGUUCAGGAUCUGAUUUUAGUGUGGGGAGUCCCUCAUCAAAUCCAAGGACUACAUCCCAUAAUACUCCAUCAAUCCCAGGGGUCCAUGUGACAGGACAGUCUGCUCCAACAAGUGGCAAAAGUGAAGGAUUUGGGGACUUGAAGGUCACUUUUUCAAAGGCAAAAAAUACAGUUACUCUUCCCCCCAAAUCCUUACCUACCCCACUGAAGAAGAUUUUUCACACACGGAGUCCAUCUUCACCCAACUUACACAGUGUUAUGUAUGGACAGGAGAAAUACAAGCAGCAGGCUGUAGUAGGGGUGUCCCCGAGGACAGGUGACUGGGUCCCCCUGUAUGCCUUGGAGUGUACACCUGAGGAGAGUCCACUGUUAAAGUUCCACCAUAUUGAGCUGCCUAAGGACCCAUACAUGUCCCCUCUCCUGGCCACGGACCACAUGCUCAGGAAGCUGCCUCCUGUCUUCUUAGUGUCCAGCCACCUUGACCCUGUAGUGGACGACUCAGUGUCCCUGGCCAAGAGGCUCAAGGCCAUUAACCGCCCUGUAAAACUUGACAUCCUGGACGAUCUACCCCACGGCUUCUUGAACUUUGUCAUGAUCAGUAAGGAGGCGAAGCAGGGGGCCGACCUGUGUAUUGCUAGGAUUAGGGAGGUGUUUGGAUCAUGAUCUGUUGACCUGUGUAUUGCUAGGAUUAGGGAGGUGUUUGGAUCAUGAUCUAUUGACCUGUGUAUUGCUAGGAUUAGGGAGGUGUUUGGAUCAUGAUCUGUUGACCUGUGCAUUGCUAGGAUUAGGGAGGUGUUUGGAUCAUGAUCUGUUGACCUGUGUAUUGCUAGGAUUAGGGAGGUGUUUGGAUCAUGAUCUGUUGACCUGUGUAUUGCUAGGAUUAUUGCUGUAACAAUGAAUGAACUAUAAGUGAGUCAGGUAAGCUUGUCAUGCUGUUUCUGAGCUCAUUCAGGUGAAGAAUUGCUACUCAUUACACCUUCAAUUAUGGAAAUAUGUAAUAUUUGGAAAAUAAUUUGUUGAUGUGCUCAUUUUUUUUAUUUAGAAUAUUUUCCUUUCUACCAAAAAUGUUCAGUUAUAUAAAGGUGAGAAUUUAUACAAUCUGAGGAUUAGUGUAUUGUUCAGCAAAGUGUCAGAUUGGUUUAUUGCAAAAAUUACUUAAUUUUUCUUGGUGUAGAGUUUUAAUUUUCU